Messenger RNA from Linum tenue, 1230 nucleotides. NCBI's taxonomy places the organism in Eukaryota, Viridiplantae, Streptophyta, Magnoliopsida, Malpighiales, Linaceae. The record is from the annotation of a GenBank genome assembly.
CAAAAUUAAUGCUCUGCAUUCAACAACUGCAGAAAUGGCGGAAAAACAGAGCCUUUAAAGCCCUAUACAUGUUGUUGACUCCCACCCACCAAAUCACAAUCACGCAGAUAUAUGUCUUUUCUUUUUGAAUUUGGCCCCAAGAAAAUAACCUUCCUUUGAUCAUGAUUCAUGUAGUUGGGCGAUCCGUUCACUAGGUAGAUUACAGGAUUGCCUGCAGGUACACAACUCUAUAAAUCCAGGCCAAGCUUCAUAGUUAGUUGUAUUCCCAUACGAGAAUAACCCAAGCUUGCUUCUAUUUUCUUCUUUCUGGAAAGUAAUUGGGUAUCUAUGGAGAAGACAGCGGACGAAGCCAUGAGUGGGAAGCUGGAGGCAGAGGUGGAGCUGCAUUGCUCGCCGGCGAAGUUCUAUGACAUGUUCAGGAGCACAGCUCACCACGUCCCAGACCGCACCCCGACUCAUAUUAAGGCGGUGCAUGUCCACGAGGGAGAUUGGGAUUGUCAUGACACCGUCAAAUUCUGGAUCUACACCUGCGAGGGGAAGCUGGAGGUGUUCAAGGAGAGAGUGGAGUACGACGAUGUCAAGAAAACGGUGAAGCUGAAUGGGCUGGAGGGGGAUGUGAUGAAACUGUACAAAGUUUACAACGUAAUCUAUGAAUUUGUGGCCAAGGAGGACGACAAUGGCGAGGGGAAGCCGCAGGGGGUGGCCAAACUGACGAUUGAAUAUGAGAAAUUGAAACCAGAUGUGCCGCCUCCUACUAAGUACAUGAACUUCGUCACCCUCCAUGUCAAGGAGGCUGAUGCUAGCCUGCUCAAAGCCGCUUGAUUGAUCCCAUCCAUCUCCGUCAUAGAUCAACUUCGCCAUAUUCAUUACUCUCUCUCUCUCUCUCUUUGUGUGUUUUCGAUUUCAAAUCGGAUGUAUCAACUACGUUUGCUAAUAAUCGAUGUUGCAAAAGUAUAUGCAAAUCGUUAAUAUAGAGUGUUUCUAUCGUUGUUGCUAAGAUGAAGAUCUUCAUGAAAAACCUGGUGGUAAUGGUAGAAAGCAUGAUUCCUGGACAAUGGAUUCACAGAGUGAGGGGAUUGAUUACCAUGACACAAUUGCUUCUCUGGCCAAACUAGUUAUAGUUCAUUAUCAUGUUAUGGGCUAUUAAGGAUUGGCUUUUGCAUCAAUUAAUAUGACCAUCUAAUGCUUUUCUUCACGAAGAUCUUCGUGAAAAGUAUAAGAGAUUCAGCA